UUGGUUACUAACUAUAGAUGUAAUCUUUCCUAUUACCCAACAGUAAAAGUUGUUAUCAAAGAGUCUUUACAUACAAUCUCUCGAUAAAGAACUGAUUUAUCACUUAAUAAGGUUUCUUUUUUCUUUUCCUGGGUUCUCAGAUAAUACAUUUACCCUAUAAAAAUAAUAUUGAAAGAGAUUUUAAAAAUAAUUUUUAAAAAUGCCUUUGUGCCCUACAUUGAAAAUUUAGCGAAGGAAAGUAAAAUUCCACAGAUUUUAGGAGCCCUGCUGUUAAGUUUCUCUGCAGGAACAGUAACAGGGACACCUUUGGCUUUGGAAGUAGUGUAAUACCCAGCUCCCCAUGUGCAGUUAGUGUGCUGAUGGACUGCCAGCCUCCCUGUAUUGAAGGACAUGUUCCAGGCAAGAUCAGGCCCCCAGAAAGCUGCAAGGGAACAUUACAAAACAUAUCUCAGGCAGCUGGAGAGUGGGGGAGUUGCCUAUCUAUCUCAUGCAGGCAAGGUCAGGAAAACAGCAGUAUGAAAGUGCAACCCUGUGGCUUGUGGAAAUAGCACCAUGACCUCAAAUUUCCUCAGGCUCUGCCUCUUCCUGAGUGAUUCACUCUCACAAGCUGACGAGUGUCAAACAGCUGGAGAGACGCUUGUCAGAUGUACUUCACUGUGCUAUGGUGUCAGUAUGUGUUGUGUUGUCUUUUCAGUGAAUUCAGGCUGGCAACACAGGCGCUCAGCCUGGUUCUACAUGGCACUGGUCCUGGGAGCCCUUGUGCUUGUCCUGCUAGGUGUCAUAGCUGUACUAGCCAAGCAACUUUUGAAGUGCAGAGCAAGCAAAUCAGAAAGUUUGUCCCAUAUUGGUGUAAAUAGCACUGGCAAUCACACCUCCUCAGAGAAGACUGUCUUGGCAGUGCUCCUGAAAUGGCUCAUGGAGGAACUGUGUGAAGAUGGACAGGGAAGAACAUGCGAGCUGUGUCCUCCUGGGUGGCAACUGCACAGGAGCAGAUGUUACUACUUCUCUGAGGAGGCUGUAAGCUGGGAUGAUAGCCAGAAAAACUGUCUGGCCAGGAAAUCCCAGCUUCUUGUUAUUGAAGAUGAAAUUGAAAUGGAAUUCAUAGACAAUAAAGAGAAAGAUACCAAAUAUAUCUGGAUUGGCUUGAAGAUUCCAGAAAUGAAGAAACAAUGGAGUUCAGUUGAAGACCCUGGAGUAAAAGAAAACAGGAAAGCUAUAAAGAGAAUUGAGACUGACAAGAACUGUGCUGUUUACAGAAGAAAAAACAUGAUCCAAGUAGAUAACUGCCAGACUUUAAAGAAGUGGAUCUGUAAGAAGAAUGCAACUUUGUUGGUGCUUUGAGCCAAAUCAUAGAAUCACAGAAUAGUUUGGGUUGGAAAGGACCUUAAAAUCAUCUAGUUCCAACCCCCAAUCAUCAGCCAACAGGCAGAGCUUUCUCUCAGAAGACCCAUUUUACUGAUAAAACAACAUGUGAUGUAAAUAAUUAAGAGAUUUCCACAGAAAUCUGUAUUUUGCUGUUCUGUGAUCCCUAAGACUUUUGUUUGGAUGCAAACAGGGAACUCGGAAGCUGCCAGGUGCCUGUGUGAAGGUCAUGCAACAGGACUGCACAUCAGCAUGUCUGGAUCUGGGGGUGCUGAGCCUUCUCACAGACAGUCACUGGCAGCAGUUGCCUCUGGGAAAAGGCAAGGGAGAAGAGGUACUCAUGUGAAGAUGAGCACUGUGCACCUGAACUGUGUGAUGCGCAAGAAAUUAGAAGCUGAAUUCUUACUCAUUUCCUAGAAUUUAUGCAAUAAUUUCAGGGCCAGUCAACGGGAGAUUCUAAAUUUCCAGAGUUUUACUAUAAUUUCAUGUACUUUUUACCUUAACCAUAUGGGAUUAGUUGUGUUUGGAGGAAAGAGAGCAAAACAAAAUCUAGCAUUAAAAUCCAAGCUGCAACUCUGCCACAACUGCACAGACUGGAAUUAGAGUCUUUGUUAACAAUGAGAGAGAGAAACAAGUCCAACAUGGCUUUUGAAAUUUAAAGCAUUUAUCUCAUCUUUGCUGUGAUACACACAAUUAAAGGCAGCUGCAGUUUCCCAGGCACAUUGUCUCAUACCUGCACUAGAUGUGUAGUGUCCCUGUGGAGGGAUGUGGUUAAUGUCUAGCAACUUGUGAUGAGUAACCAACAUACAUGCUUGCUUGCACAUGAGCUCUUGGUAUAAAGUCCUAUGGCUUUUGCAUGCAAAUGACUGCAGCUAUGGAACAAAACGAGCAAUAUGGUAAGACCUAGAGACUGACACCUCUCCAUCUGCACACAUUGAUGGGCAACAUUGCACUUAACAGAGGUGCUAGGACAGAGAUGCUAGGAAGGUAGUAGGCAUGUAUAAGUGAGAGUUAAAAAGGCAUAAGAGAUCUUCAGUGAAAGAGAUACCAAGCACAGUCUGCUGUGUUCCACUGGCACAGCACAAUGGAUCUUCAUUACUUUGGGGCUACAGAUUGAACAGUACAGUAUCUUCAGGGUGGCUGACUUCUUUUCAAAUGAAUAAACAACACAGAAUUACUCCCUCCAGAAUGCAGCAUCACCAGCUAAAGACUCAUUUGAAAAACUGGUUUUCUCAUGUUAAAAAAAAAACAGUGAAAAAUCCCCCAAAUUCAGUGCAGCAUGUGUUUGGGGAAAAGGAGUGGUUUGUUUAUUCUAAACAGACAAGCAAAGGCAAGGGAAGAGCCUGAAAUGAGUAAGAUAUAUCUAUCUAUCUACAGUAUACAUAUCUGUCCAUACGUAUUUUUACAUAGAUAUAUUCCAGUUGAGGAAAUAUAACUUCAAGGUACUUAAAGCAUAUCCU
Pezoporus flaviventris is the source of this 2822-nucleotide messenger RNA. RefSeq names its product killer cell lectin-like receptor subfamily F member 1. Lineage: Eukaryota; Metazoa; Chordata; Aves; Psittaciformes; Psittacidae. The transcript has 6 exons. The record is from RefSeq and is a predicted model, not a curated record. Bases 553 to 1341 code for a protein of 262 amino acids.